UUUUAUGGGGAUGUGAGUGCAUAGCCAAACAAACCAUCUAUUUGUUCAGUUCCUUGACUUUCUGGAUGGAAUAUUGGCGUUCUUUCAUCUCAUUGUUUUAGGGCUUUGAGUGAUCUUAUGUAGAGUUCAAGGUCAAGGUCAUUCACGAUGCCAAGGUCAAUAAGAUCAGCGAGGUCAAACUCGAUCUGCAGCACCGCCUCGGAUGGAGAACGGAAUGCCAAGCUCGAAUUUUUGGCUUCAAAAGUCAAGAUGGGAAAAAAAGUUGAGAAGGGUGGAAAUAAGGACAAGAACCCGUCAGCCACCAACCAGGAUGAAGUCGACUCAAACAGGGCUCUAGAGCCCUAUGUGUGCACCGGCAACUUCACAGCUGACUUCACUGAGUUAUGUCGUCGUGCAAAUCUUGCAUACACACCCCCAGUUGUGCCCCGCCCUAAGCCGCCUGCCCCUGUUACCCAGCAGGAGGCAAGCCCAGUCAAGGGCGGGAAAGACAAAGGGAAGCAAUCCGCCUCACAACCAGAACCUGAGCCCGAGGAAAACCCAGAAGAAGAAUCAGGGGAUGCCCCACCCAAGACAUAUACAAUGAAGGAUAAGUUUGAAUACUUCAAGCCUUGUGUUCAGGUUGAAAUGGAGGAAAAACAUGAGAUUGUCACUGAGGUCUUCAUAAGAGGUUGGAAGAUCGACACACAGAUGAUGGAUAUUUUCACCCAGUGCUGGCCCACCAUGGACAAACUUAACUCCAUUAACCUAUGGAAUACAGGAUUGACGAGUGAAACCUUACAUAAGCUGGCAAACAUCCUUCCUCAGUGUGCUAACCUCAAAAAUCUGACAUUGGAUGGAAACACAGCAGAAGAGGAGAACUGGUAUGAACUCAUCACAGAAGAAAGCCUGAUCCAGAAUCUAUCCCUGCGCCACUGCAACAUAACGGACAAGGGAGCUGUUAUGAUUGGCCGAUGUCUAGGAAGUGCCAAACGAGGAAACAAACAACUCCUAUCUCUCAAUCUUAGUAACAACAAAAUAGGAGAUGAGGGAAUCAGAGAAAUCGCCCAGGGUUUGCGGCUAAACCGAACUCUUCUCUCCCUGUCUCUAGCCAGCAAUGAAGUAGGCGAUAAAGGUGUCAUCAAACUGUCUGAGGUGUUAUCCCGUUUUCCACUCACACACGAGGAAGUUGUAGAACGGCGGAAACAACAGUCUGACAGAUCCUCACCAGACAGAAAUAAAUCGCCUCCAUUAAGUCGCCGUGCCGAGUCUAAAGAUCGACCCGGGAGUGUACGCAGUAAUACACACACAGAUAAGAAGAAAAUGCCAAGUAUUUCAGCUAAGGGAAAGAAAGAUGCCAAGGGAGGUAAGGACGAAAAAGAGGAAAAACAUGAUAAAACCAAGGGCAAAAAGGACAAGGAAGAGAAACCAGCAGCAAAGAAAGAUCAUUUAAAGGUCAGCCAAGGUCACUCACAUAGGUCAGGUAGUCCAAAACAUGACCAUAGCGGUGGAGCAAACGUAGGUGGUAGAAGCUCGGGAGAUUCCUUACUAAGUGUGCCUAAUGGUGGCUCGGGUGGUCGAAGGGCUUCAAUAGCGGCAGACUCGAAAAAGAAGGGUGGUAAACCAGCCAAGGGCCAGGGUAAACCAGCUACCCAGGAAACAGAGACGUCCGACAGUCCCGAGUUUAUAAACCCACUUCUAGAAGGAGGUGACUUGAUUGAUGGGCAGUUGUGGGUGGCAGGAAACAGGGUGCUCAUUAACCUAAACCUUACCCGUAAUCCAAUUGGGGAGAGUGGCCUUGAAGCUCUUCUAAAGGCCAUGCAAUACCAGGCGACCUUGACAUUGGACAGCCACGGAGGCACUGGACUCAUGAGACUACUUGUUGGUAGAAGCCGCAGAUCAGAGCACUCCUUCAGUCGAAUGACCCUCCAACGUGAACAUGACGUGAUGCAGAAAAUCAACGACCUGAUGACCCCUAAAGACCCAUUCUACAAGCCCCCUCCACAGACCCCGGAUGUUGAAUCUUAAACUCUUCUUUUUUUUUAAAGUGUAUUUUUAAAACGAGCUUUUAAAGCUUGUUGAACAUAAUGGUACUGGCCAAAAAAUAUUUAAGGUUUAAAAUCUGCUUGUUGAAACUGUUGCCGGCAAAAUCGUUCAAACAGAUCUGUUUUCAUUAUUUAAACAAUUCCUGAUAUUAAUGAGUCCGUCCAUAAAUGUUUUUUCUUCAUGCUUUAUAGACAAACUUAAGCAAAUUAUUUUAAUUAUGUGCUAGCUGAAUAGUUUCUGAGAAGUAAAGUUAUUUAUGCAGUCUGUGAUAAACUUGUUUACCUUGUGUUUUGUACGUUGUUGUAUUUUCUAUGAAAUAAAUUUGGAAAU
Messenger RNA from Mya arenaria, 2352 nucleotides. RefSeq names its product leucine-rich repeat-containing protein 71-like. The transcript has 20 exons. Gene Ontology annotation, molecular function: protein binding. The record is from RefSeq and is a predicted model, not a curated record. Lineage: Eukaryota; Metazoa; Mollusca; Bivalvia; Myida; Myidae. The coding region runs from base 148 to 2004 and encodes 618 amino acids.